This is a messenger RNA of Phalacrocorax carbo (great cormorant), 1841 nucleotides long. Lineage: Eukaryota; Metazoa; Chordata; Aves; Suliformes; Phalacrocoracidae. The record is from RefSeq and is a predicted model, not a curated record.
ACCAGGGACUAUGAGAGCUGCAGUGCCUGGGCUGGGCUGGGGCCAUGGCCACAGUGCCCUGGCAACUGGCAUGUAGAAGCAGUGACCCCUGGGUGGCAUUGAGCAGUGUCCAAGGGCUUGCGCUCCCCCAGCACCAGCCCCUGCAGCCCCAAAUAUAUUUAGAAAAAUGCCCAGACCAAAAAUAGAGAGAAAAAGUUUCCCUAGUGGCUGUUUCAUCUGCCAGUCACAACAAAAGCCAAUGGGGCAUGCAGCUGCUUCAUGCCCCAAUAACCCCAUGCCCGCUGUCGGGUGGACAGACGAACAGAGCCAGCUGGACCUGCCUGCACCCCGCUGAGGAGCCAGGGACCAGCCAGGAAGGGGCCUCGCAGCAUCCCACAUUGCCCCACCAAGGGGAGCCGACAGGACAGCGCAGGAGCACCAGGCUCUGCCCCACGCGCCUGUCAACGGUGAGGGGUCCCCAUGCUGGAUCACCACUGUGGCGUCCCCCACAGUGCUCCCAGCAUGGCGGGGGCUGCUUUCUGCCAGAGGUCUUUGCUCCCACUGCCCUCCCCACAACAGGUUAGGGGGCCCCAUGGGCUGCAGGGUGGGGAUACUCCAGGGACAGCCCCGGGUUGAGUCCCUGCACACCCACCCAGCCGGGGGAUGGGGUGGCGGUUUGGCAGGUUGUGGGGUGGCGGUGUCUGGAGGGCAGCUGUCUUGCAGGGCAACGCGGCGUGUGCCAUGGGGGAUUGGAGCCUGCUGGGGCGGCUGCUGGAGAGCACCCAGGAGCACUCCACAGUGGUGGGGAAGGUCUGGCUCACCGUCCUCUUCGUCUUCCGCAUCCUGGUGCUGGGGGCGGCUGCUGAGCGGGUCUGGGGUGAUGAGCUGUCUGGCUUCUCCUGUGAUACGCAGCAGCCUGGCUGCCAGAACGCCUGCUAUGACAGCACCUUCCCUAUCUCCCACCUCCGCUUCUGGGUACUGCAGAUCAUCUUCGUCUCUACCCCAAGCCUUGUGUACCUGGGACACAUCUUGCACCUGGUGCAUCUGGAGGAGAAGGCGCAGCAACAAGCAGUGGUACAGGCCAGCAGUGGGGCCAGGCAGCAGCGUGCCAGGCAGCCCCAGCUCCCUGCGGGGGACACACGGGGACGGGUCUGCAUGCGGGGGGCCAUCCUGAGGACGUAUAUCUGCAAUGUUGUCUUCAAGGCUCUUUUGGAAGUGGGCUUCAUUGUGGGCCAGUACGCCUUGUAUGGGUUCCAGCUAAAGCCCCUCUACACCUGCAGCCGCUGGCCCUGCCCCAACACUGUCAACUGCUACAUCUCCCGGCCCACUGAGAAGACCAUCUUCAUCCUCUUCAUGCUGGGGGUGGCCUGCGUGUCUCUGUUGCUCAACCUGGUGGAGAUCUACCACCUGGGUCUCACCAAGUGCCGGCAACGGCCAGGCCCCAAGUCCCGCAUCCUGCCCAGUCCCGGUGGCCCUGCGGGGCCCCACAGCACCAGUGUCAUCCUGCCCAGCAGUGGCAGCCCCAUGGCUGCUGGCAGGCCCCCCCAUGGCCUGGCACCCCUGGGGAAGGCAGAUGCAUGGCUAGGGGUGGCCAGUGGGUCCCAUGGGAAGGUGCGCGCAGCAGACCUGGCAGUGUGACUGUGGCCUGCUGGGACGCUCAGGGAUGGGUGAUGUAUAGGCAGCCACAGUUGUGGUUGUCUCUGGGUCCUGCCAGGCAUGGACCACACAGCCAGCACGAGAUGGGAAUGGAUGUCGGGACACAGCUCAGCUCCUUGUUGUGCUCCUGGGAGCAGCAGGGCUGAAAGGAGGGCGGGGCUGGAGCAUCAGCCCAGGUGGAGCAAAUAAACACCCACUGCACCUCA